AUUAAACAAUGGCAAAACACAACUCCAUUAUAGUUUUAUUCCUAAGGCCUUUAAAAGUCGCAACUACCAGUGCGCAUGGUCAUUUUAUUCCAAUUCCUUCGUCAGCUGAUAACCUCUACAAGGCCUUGAACCCACCGUCAUUGACUCCUAACUUCGCUCCUCAAACAACCCACUUGCUUUAUUCAUGCUAUGGACACUUUUCUAUCCAUCGUCGAGCAAUUUCAUCUAAUGACAAGUCUGGAGAAUGACAAUCAUCCAGAAGAUUAUGACGGGCUACCCGUCGACCAUGAAAGUUCCCAAUUCUUAGCGGGUGGAUUUUGUGUCAUCGUUUGAUGUCGAUUAUCGUCAUGGCGUUGCCUAUGCAACAAUUCAUUAAACACCCAAAGCUACUUCACAUUUCAUCUAUCGUUACCAAACCCCGGCUCAUAUGCUGUCCACUCUUUCGUCACCACUUUCGUUCUACUGUUGUAUACGUAGUCCAGUUCUGAUCCGUGUUGCACAAUACCUUACUGCUGACCGUUGUAUACUCUGUCCUCUUAACAAUUUACUAGUACGUACGUCUGCGCCAAUUCCAGCCUCUUUCAUGUUCUUUGAGCAACUUUGUGUGAAGCUGUAGCUGCAAUAGUACUAUAAAUCUUGUCUCGAGAAGCAAC
Suillus discolor is the source of this 653-nucleotide messenger RNA. RefSeq lists its product as uncharacterized. Lineage: Eukaryota; Fungi; Basidiomycota; Agaricomycetes; Boletales; Suillaceae. Bases 9 to 248 code for a protein of 79 amino acids. The record is from RefSeq and is a predicted model, not a curated record. The transcript has 2 exons.